UUUUUUUUUUUUUUUUCAGUUUCCAGUUUUGCACAUUUCAUCACCAUUUCAACAGAAAGCAAAAAGAAGAGCUGCGAGAGUUUGUGAUUUGAGCGGGAAUGAGCCGACUGCAGCACAAGAAGGACUACCAGAAGCACUCGCAGCGCGCUGACGAGGACAACCUGAACGCGCUCGACCAGCAGGACGCGUUCGCUGCUGACGACGACCACAGCGACGACGACGACGGCGACAAGCAGGAGCGCGACCAUGGCAAUGCCGCCGACGACACCAACGCGAGCAGCAACAGAGCACUGAAUGCUCAUCGUGCUCAUGCUCAGCGGGUGCAGAAGCAGCAGCAAUUGGACCAGGUCGCCUCGGCGAUGACCAAUCUGACCCUCUCCAACUUCAACCCGACGAACGCCGUGGCGACGGCGACGGCGACGGCGACGACGGCUUCAGCUGGCCUUAAUGCUGGUGCUACGACUGGCGGGGAUGCCGACGGCGCGGAGGAACGGGCACUGGAGCAGCAGCAGCAGCAGCAGCCAUCGGUGACGAGCAAGGGCAAAGGACCGCGAGUGACUGCAACAACCACCACAGCGCAGCAGCAGCAGCCAAAGCAGAAGCAACCGCAAAAGCAAAAGCAACAGCAAAAGCAACAGCAGCGGCCAAAGCAGGAGCUCGGCGCGUCAACAAGCAACAACGCAGCAGCGUCGUCAAGCUCAGCUGCUGAGAAAGCCCGCCGCCGCCAAGAUGACGACGAGGACGACGAUGCCGCUGACAAGGAUGAUGACCAUGACGAUGACGAGCACACUGAAAGCGAUGACAAUGGUGAUGCCAUUGAUCUCAAGGACGCUGCUCCACGGGACAAGGCUCGUCAAGAAGUGGACACGACAGACGACGCGACGCUGUUGCUCGAUCCCAAGUUGCAAUUGGUCAACCCCGACGCUGAGGAUACCGCCUUCUUGCUGCGCCAACUGCGCGCCCGGCUCCAAGAGUCGCAGGGCGAAACAAUCUAUGAGGUUGGAGUGGCAGACGGGGGCUCAAGCGGGCUCACGCAAGAACAACUCGAUCAGUCUGUUGCAACAUUGCGACAACUGGCCAUCGAGUGCAAGGCGGAUAUCUCGUUGCUGCGCGAGAAACAAGCGGACGCGGGCACUGUGGCAGAAUACCUCGUGCGCCGACGCAUGGACGACGAGAGUGAUUUUAUCGAGGUGCGUGUUGCCGUCGUUGGCAACGUCGACGCCGGCAAGAGCACCCUGCUUGGCGUCCUCACCCACGGCGAGCUGGACAAUGGCCGAGGCAAAAGCCGUCUGCGUCUCUUCAGGCACAAGCACGAGGCUGACACUGGGCGCACGAGCAGCAUUUCGCACAACAUUCUUGGCUUCGACUCGCAAGGCCGCAUUGUCAACGCCCCGGACGAGCACACUGGCGGCUUGGACUGGACGUUGAUCUGCGAGCGCGCCUCCAAAGUGUUGACUUUUAUUGAUCUCGCGGGCCACGAGCGCUACCUUAAAACAACUGUUUUUGGCUUGACGGGCCAUGUCCCCGACUUUGCCAUGCUGAUGGUUGGUGCCAAUGCUGGUCUUAUCGGGAUGAGCAAAGAACAUCUGGGACUUGCCCUCGCUCUGAACGUGCCAGUCAUUGUCGUUGUGACCAAAAUUGACAUGUGCCCGCCAAAUGUGCUCAAGGAAACGAUGAAUCUGCUCGUCAAGAUUCUCAAGUCUCCUGGGUGCAGAAAAAUCCCACUUGUCGUCGCCAACAAGGACGAUGUGGUCGUGACGGCGACCAACUUUAUGUCUGAGCGGGUGUGCCCCAUUUUCCAAAUCUCCAACGUUACCGGCGAGAAUUUGGACCUUCUCAAAAUGUUCCUCAAUCUGAUUUCCCCACGCCGUGAAUUUGAUCCAACGCUGCCAGCUCAGUUCCAGAUUGACGAGACCUACUCUGUUCCAGGUGUCGGAACAGUCAUCUCCGGCACCGUCAUGGCGGGUGUCAUCCGAAGCACCGAUACGCUGUACUUGGGCCCGGAUACAUUGGGCAACUUCCAGCCGGUGCAGCUCAAGACGAUUCAGCGGAAACGUCUGCCUGUUCGAGAUGUGAGAGCCGGGCAGGCUGCAUCCUUUGCUCUCAAAAAGAUUAAGCGCUCGGCCAUCCGCAAGGGCAUGGUGCUCCUCGCCAAGGAUGCACACCUCAAGGCCUACCGAGAGUUUGAGGCAGAGUUGCUCAUUCUCCACCACCCCACCACGAUCAGCACGCGGUACCAAGCCAUGGUCCAUUGCGGUAGCAUUCGUCAGACCGCGUCUAUUCUUUCGAUGGAUCGCGAACUGCUCCGGACAGGCGAUAAAGCUCGCGUUCGGCUGCGCUUUCUGAAGCACCCAGAGUUUGUUCGCAUCGGUGCGCGACUCGUCUUCCGAGAAGGACGUACCAAAGCCGUUGGAACUGUGACACAGGCCUUUGAGAUUGAGAGCCACCCCAUGUCUGUGGCUUCUGCAAUUGGAUCUGCAUCCGUGUCGGCGUCCUCUGCUUCUUCCCCACCUGGUGUGGUGGCCCCGACAACCACGACAAGCUCUUCCUCUUCUUCAUUGGCGGGUUCGACGACGAUGACGACUACGACGACACGCAGUUGAUGAGAAUGAACAAAAAUAAAAAAGGCAACAUGUUGAUGCUAUUGACACAUAAAAGAAACAAAAGCACGUUGAGCCAAAGAGUACCGCAACCAACGGAAAAAAAAAACCACGCAAAUAGUGCAGCUUGGAGGCGAACAUUCGGG
Capsaspora owczarzaki ATCC 30864 is the source of this 2746-nucleotide messenger RNA. RefSeq names its product GTP binding protein 1. Gene Ontology annotation, biological process: translational elongation. The coding region runs from base 99 to 2603 and encodes 834 amino acids. Gene Ontology annotation, molecular function: GTP binding; GTPase activity; translation elongation factor activity. NCBI's taxonomy places the organism in Eukaryota, Filasterea, Ministeriida, Capsasporidae. The record is from RefSeq and is a predicted model, not a curated record. The transcript is spliced from 7 exons.